This is a messenger RNA of Aspergillus campestris IBT 28561, 981 nucleotides long. RefSeq names its product Zn(II)2Cys6 transcription factor domain-containing protein. Gene Ontology annotation, biological process: regulation of DNA-templated transcription. Lineage: Eukaryota; Fungi; Ascomycota; Eurotiomycetes; Eurotiales; Aspergillaceae. The transcript has 3 exons. Gene Ontology annotation, molecular function: DNA-binding transcription factor activity, RNA polymerase II-specific; zinc ion binding. Bases 1 to 981 code for a protein of 326 amino acids. The record is from RefSeq and is a predicted model, not a curated record.
AUGUCCCCCUUGAAGGCUCGUCAGUCGUCGCCCACCUCGGAUCAUUCCAAUUCAGAUGGCAAUAUCCGCAAAAGGGUCUGCAAGGCCUGUGAUCGCUGUCGUUUGAAGAAAUCCAAGUGUGACGGCACCAACCCCUGCAGUCGAUGUCGAGCCGACAAUGCCAUCUGCGUGUUUGGAGAGAGGAAAAAGGCGCACGAUAAGGUGUAUCCCAAGGGUUACGUGGAAAUGCUCGAACAACAACAGCAAUGGCUGGUCCGCGGCCUCCAAGAGCUCUAUCGCCGGGCCUGUCGAGGGGAAGGCUGGCCGGGAGAACCGCUGAGAUGCGAACCCAACGGACAUCCCCUCACCCACGACCUCCUCACCCGACUCCGCGCCCUAGACUGCGGCAAUGGGGAGCGCUUCGAAGAGAACACCGAGAUCAUGCAGCGCGAGUGCCUCCAACAGCACGGCAGCAUGCAACGGCAGGUCUCGUCCGCCAGCAGCCCCGACAGUGCCCAGUCCCCCGAGAUCCCCCCGCGCUUCAACGACCCAUUCGCACGAUCCCAUAUGCCCCCGACGCCCCCGACCUUUAGCCCGUCGCGGGCCCCGAGGAUCAAGACCGAACCGCGUUUAGCUCCCCACCCUUCGGGCGGCAGCAGCAGUAUCUCCUCCCCUCCCUCGGGCAAUCCCCGGCAACCGCAACAGCAACAGCCGCAGCCGCAGCCGCAGCCGCAGCAGCACCCGUUAAAUCCUUCUCCUUUUGGUGGGCCGAUGGCGAUGGCCGGGGUAGUGAACCCACUCGCUUUACAGACCUGGCCCCCCGGGUUGGGGUCGUUGGACGAGAUGGACAUGAUGGGGACGGCGGACUACACGAAUUUCACAUUUGAGGAUCCGAUGUCGUCGCCGAUAUUCGGUCGAUCGGCGGGGAUGCCUUGCACCUACCUGGACGGCAGCGACGAGGUCAUCAAUCAGUAUCUCAACCCGCGGGAAGUGACUUCUUAA